UUUUAAAUUAGUAAUUAUCGCAUUAACAAGGCUUAAGAGGUGUACGAAAUAGUCGCAAAGUGUCAACGCAAGUGCUGAGCAUAAUAUGCAAUUAAAAUUGUGGCAAGUGCGUGUGCCUUUGUCAGCGUAAAUCGCCAACGAAAAAAUUGUGCAAACGCUCAGUGAAAAAAUGCGAAUGUCGUAGUCGUCGCCGUCGCCGCUUUUGAGUCUCCGGCAUCUCUCACCCAAUCGUUGAUGUAUAGUUUCAAUGCAGUGAAAUUGUGUGGCAAGGGCAUCGUGCUUAAUGCUAUGAAUUAAUACACAAAAAGUCAAAUAGUUUUGUGUCCCUGUGUAAAAAUUCUGCGAGCAGCAAGACAGCAGGAGCAGCGAGAGAGCGCAUCAGAGUACGCGCAUUGGCACACACACAUAUAUGCACAUACGUACAUCAUUAUACUCGCAUACAACGUUAAGUUCAGAAGAGCGAAAAACAAUCAUUUGUGGUGAUAAUAAGGUAAAUGGCGCAAAGACGUACGACUGUAAACCAUGCUUUGCAUGUUAUGCGAAAAAUCAAACCGAGAUCAUAACAGCUUAGCCGAAGCACCAGAGCACAGCCUGUACGAAAGAGAGAGGGAGAAAGAGAGAUAGAGAGAGAGUCAUAGAGCGAAGGGGAGAACUAUGUGAAUGCAAACGUGCAGCAAACAGUUCUUAUCAAUUUGAUGUGCCAUUCAGCGAACAACAGCUACAGCAACAACAAAAGCAGUGUCAAGGGCGCCAGGAAACGUAGAAGCUAAGCGAGUAUUAUAAUAUCAACCACAACAGAAACAACAAAUCGCGCAACAAUCCCUCCAUUAAACAAUAUAAAACAAAAAGAGUACUAUUAGCCAGGUUCGCAGUGGAAGUAAUACUGUAACGAAUUUAAGAUCAACAAGCAACAAGAAUAAGAAGAGGAUAAAGAGAGAGGAAAGCAAGCAGAAUCCAUACAUCUCAGUCUCUAUAAUAUAAAUGUCAAGAUAAGUCGUUACCGUUUUAAUACCGCUAUCAACAUUACACAACAGCAGAAACAACAUCAGCAGCAGCAAACCCAACAACAGCAGUCGCACAAGCAGCAACAACAACCCAAAGUAGUAGCUGCAGGGGAGCAGCAGCAAUUAACACCCCAACAACAACAGCAACAAAAAUCAUCAAAUUCAUCGUUAUUAUCAAAAGAGGGCCAAAUAAAUCAUUGCAAAACGCCAAACUCAACCGCAAAAGUCGCCAACAUAACACAUAAAAUUUUCGGUUGGCUACGCAAAUCACGCAGCAAAAAGCCCGUCGAAAUUCUAGCGAGUGAUUUCGGCGACGAAGACGGCGACGAGGGUGUGGGUGCAGCGGGUGCAGUUGCAGCAGGGGCGGCGGUGGACGAUAAUUUUUCAAAUUCAAACGUUACAUACAAAGCCGGCAAGCUGAAUACCACAACGACAGCCACGGAGACCGCCAUCGAUUCAAACGAUCCCAAAUCUGAAAAGAUGUCAUCGGGCACGUUUGUGGAUCGAAUCGACCCGUUCGCCAAACGUUCAUUGAAAAAGAAAAGUAAAAAGAGUCAAGGUUCCUCUCGCUACAGAAAUUCUCAGGAUGUUGAGCUGCAGCAGUUGCCGCCGUUAAAGGCCGAUUGCUCCAGUUUGGAACAGGAGGAGUUGUUCAUACGGAAAUUGCGACAGUGUUGCGUAUCAUUUGACUUUAUGGAUCCCGUAACGGAUUUGAAAGGCAAGGAAAUCAAACGUGCCGCACUCAAUGAUCUAUCCACCUAUAUAACACAUGGGCGUGGUGUGCUAACAGAACCGGUCUAUCCCGAAAUAAUACGCAUGAUUUCUUGUAAUUUAUUUCGGACUUUGCCGCCCAGUGAAAAUCCUGAUUUCGAUCCAGAGGAGGAUGAUCCGACAUUAGAGGCUUCGUGGCCGCAUCUGCAGCUGGUAUAUGAGGUGUUCUUGCGUUUCCUAGAAUCACAAGACUUUCAGGCAACCAUUGGCAAACGUGUGAUCGAUCAGAAGUUUGUGCUGCAGUUGCUGGAGCUGUUCGACUCGGAAGAUCCGCGAGAGCGUGACUUUCUAAAGACGGUCCUGCACCGCAUAUAUGGGAAAUUUCUAGGUUUACGUGCUUUUAUACGAAAACAAAUCAACAACAUAUUCUUGCGAUUCAUUUAUGAAACAGAGCAUUUUAAUGGCGUCGGCGAGCUUUUGGAAAUACUGGGCAGCAUUAUCAACGGUUUUGCCUUGCCGCUGAAGGCGGAACACAAACAAUUUCUGGUAAAAGUUCUGCUGCCGCUCCACAAAGUGAAAUGCCUAUCGCUCUAUCAUGCUCAGCUGGCAUAUUGCAUUGUACAAUUCCUAGAGAAGGAUCCAUUCCUUACCGAGCCGGUGGUGCGUGGUCUGCUAAAGUUCUGGCCAAAGACGUGCUCACAGAAAGAGGUCAUGUUCUUGGGUGAAAUCGAAGAAAUUCUGGAUGUUAUUGAUCCGCCGCAGUUUGUCAAGAUACAGGAACCGCUGUUCAGGCAAAUUGCCAAAUGCGUAUCGAGUCCUCAUUUUCAGGUUGCUGAACGGGCUCUGUAUCUCUGGAAUAAUGAAUACGCCAUGUCCCUCAUAGAGGAGAAUAAUGCGGUGAUCAUGCCAAUCAUGUUUCCAGCGCUAUAUCGCAUUAGUAAGGAACAUUGGAAUCAAACUAUUGUGGCGCUGGUCUAUAAUGUGCUGAAAACGUUUAUGGAAAUGAAUUCAAAAUUGUUCGAUGAGCUGACCUCCAGCUACAAGGCGGAAAGGCAAAAAGAAAAAAAACGUGAAAGAGAUCGCGAGGAGCUGUGGAAGAAACUCCAUGAACUCGAAUCAAAUCGUUCAAGUGGGCGAGCGGGCAAUGCUGCUGCUGGCGGCAGCGCUGCGACAGCGAAUAAUGCCGCGUCCGGUACGGCGGGAACGUCCAGCACAGGGGGGGCUCUCAAUUCUCAUCAGCAGCAGCAACAGUCGAAUAGCAGCAGCAGCGGCAGCUUGUCCAGCGGAGGCGCCGGCGGUGACAAUAAUCCUGCGACAGCAAAUGCAAAAAUCAAAUCUGAGAAGGCCGACAACUAAAGAAAAGCGCACUGGCAACGCAACGCGCGCUAGAAACUAACAAUAAAUCAGAGGAAUAAUCACCGAUGAAACACGAAAGCAAAACAUAGCACACAACAGCAGCAACAAAAGCAAGAACAUAAAACAAAAACCAUAUUGUUAGCUUUUGGAAAUAUUAAAACACAACCGAUGAGCGUUGCGUUGAUUGCUGCGCUCUGUGGCAUAUACAAGCAGUUAUAUAAUAUAAGCAGAAAAGUUAUACAUACAUACAUACUACAUACAUACUACUGAAAGAAAACGCAAAACAUAUGCAAAAAGCAAAAACAAAAAAAAACCAACCAAAAUAUGAAAUCAACAAAAAUUGUAUACUCGUUUUCUGACAAGACACCAACCAAGCAAGCUGGCGCUGAUGUUGUUGUAUGAUUUAGGCGCGGAGGAGGGCAAGGUUAACUAAUUAGUUGAAAGUUGGAAGUGUAGCGAUUUUGGUUAGGACCGAUAGAAGAAAAGAGAGAAGCAGCAGCAACAGCAGCAGCAUACAUCUAUAUAAAUAUAUACAUAAUGUAUCUUAAAAAAUAGAAGAAAAAAAAAAACAACCACAACCACAUACAUAUUAUAAAUAUCUAUUACGAGAGAAAAAAUAUUAUUAUUACGUUUAUGUUUAAGGAAAAAGUAAGAAAACUAAAAUUGAAUAAAGGCGAGGAUAAAAGCGAAGUCUAGACUUGAUGAAUGAAGAUGAAAUAAGAAUGAUGAUAAUUGUUAAAGAGCCAAGCAUUCGCGAAAUAUUUAAAUAAAUAAACCAGCGUAAAACUAAA
Molecule: messenger RNA, 3862 nt
Organism: Scaptodrosophila lebanonensis
Lineage: Eukaryota; Metazoa; Arthropoda; Insecta; Diptera; Drosophilidae
Gene: wdb
Product: serine/threonine-protein phosphatase 2A 56 kDa regulatory subunit epsilon isoform
Exons: 11
Coding region: 1485-3071 (528 amino acids)
Biological process (GO): protein dephosphorylation; signal transduction
Cellular component (GO): cytosol; nucleus; protein phosphatase type 2A complex
Molecular function (GO): protein phosphatase activator activity
Source: RefSeq, a predicted model, not a curated record